CAUCAGCCGGAAUCCCCUUGGAGGACAUGUAGACACAGACGCGUGCGGGACCCCUUCAUUCAGGAGUUAUCCUUCAAUUCUUCAGGCAAUAAUCAAAAACUACAGGACUGUCACCAUGAAAGUUUCCAGCAUCGACUGCCGGCGUCUGAGGAAGAUCAUCAGAAAGGAGAGUGGGAGCUGCCUUAUUGUGGAUUGUCGACCUUACUUCUCAUUCACGAACUCAAACAUCAGAGGCUCUGUCAAUGUGAACCUCAACUCAGUGGUGGUCCGGAGGUCCCGAGGAGGGCCGGUGCCUCUGCAGUUUGUCAUCCCGGAUGAGAGAUCCCUGUUACGGCUCCGGGAGGGAAGCAUAUCGGCCAUCGUGGCUCUGGAUGACCGGACGUCCCAUUGGCAAAAGCUGAAGAAGGACAGUGUAGCACAAAUAGUAAUAAACACCCUCUCACAUCUAACGAGCGGGGCGAACAUCUGUUUCCUUAAAGGAGGAUACGAGAACUUCCACUCUCAAUACCCUGAACUUUGUACUGAGGAGAAAACCAUCGACCAGAGCGGAACUGAAACUGAGAAACGAGUCAGCAGUCACAGCGAGAAGCUUUGUCACCCCAAACCAGAUUAUGAUCAGGGUAAACCCGUCGAGAUCCUGCCUUUCCUCUACCUCGGUAGUGCCUACCAUGCCUCCAGACAGGACUAUCUCAGCGACCUUCACAUCACGGCCUUGCUCAACGUGUCUCGCAGAGACAUGCGGCCGGCAAAGGGCCACUUUGAGUACAAGUGGAUCCCAGUGGAGGACAGCCACAUGGCUGACAUCAGCUCCCACUUCCAGGAGGCAAUAGAUUUUAUUGAUCAAGUGAAACAAUCAGGUGGAAAGGUCCUGGUCCACUGCGAGGCAGGCAUCUCACGCUCACCCACCAUCUGCAUGGCCUACAUCAUGAAGACGCAGCAGCUGCGGCUAGAUGCGACCUUUGACAUCAUAAAGCAGCGCAGAGCAGUCAUCUCACCCAACUUCAGUUUCAUGGGUCAGCUGCUGCAGUUUGAGUCAGAGGUCCUGUCCAUGGCCCCCGCUCACGCCACCACACCUGAACCGUCCACACCCUGCUGCGCCCCAGAGUCCGCCUCUUUUUUUGCCAAUGACUUCUCCGCCACCUUCAGCACCAAAAACUAUGAGCCACCUGUGUUCACCCUCCCUACCUCUUGCCUGCAGUCCCCGGUCCACCACCAGUUCAACCUGAGCCCAAUAACUGCACUGCCUUAAAAUGAACUGACUGCUUGUAGUCUUACUUGAAAAGAAUAACAUAAAUAAAAGCUCUCUGUUUGCCUGUUGUUGAAACCAGCAGAGCAGAAAGACUGGCAGACAGACAUGCUGUUUCCUGUCUUCUAAACUUCUGUGAUAAAAACAGCACAGCACAGCACAUUGGUAAACUGCAAUAUACAUGCCUUAGGUUGAUAUUGUGAUUUUUUGCCUAUUCACAAAUACAGUCAGGCAUUCAAACCUAAUUUAUUUGAAAAGUACAGUAUGUCAGAUUUUUUCAAUAAUGUGGAUGUUGUGUUUAAUAAAUGUUUUCACCACAAAAAUAAAGUGGCUGCCAUGUGA
This is a messenger RNA of Notolabrus celidotus (New Zealand spotty), 1588 nucleotides long. It is a transcript of the gene dusp5, whose product is annotated as dual specificity phosphatase 5. Gene Ontology annotation, biological process: negative regulation of MAPK cascade; endoderm formation; protein dephosphorylation. NCBI's taxonomy places the organism in Eukaryota, Metazoa, Chordata, Actinopteri, Labriformes, Labridae. Gene Ontology annotation, cellular component: cytoplasm; nucleus. The record is from RefSeq and is a predicted model, not a curated record. Bases 116 to 1249 code for a protein of 377 amino acids. The transcript has 4 exons. Gene Ontology annotation, molecular function: MAP kinase tyrosine/serine/threonine phosphatase activity; protein tyrosine/threonine phosphatase activity.